Molecule: messenger RNA, 324 nt
Organism: Sclerotinia sclerotiorum 1980 UF-70
Lineage: Eukaryota; Fungi; Ascomycota; Leotiomycetes; Helotiales; Sclerotiniaceae
Exons: 4
Coding region: 1-324 (107 amino acids)
Source: RefSeq, a predicted model, not a curated record
AUGCCAGAACGCCUUUGGGACACUUGCAUACGCCGAAAGAUUUUCUGGGGGUACGAUCCUGGUAAUGUGAACAUGGGAAUGGCGUGCGAGAACCAGCUCGAUGAGAUUUAUCCUGGUUCUACUGCAUUUUUUCUUCAUGCGAAACCUUUUUUUUCCAGAGAAGCGCGUGGAUUUCGAGCAGAUGGGACUUCAAGUAGAAAAGGAGAAUCGAUUAAAAGCAAUGCGAUGCACAGCAAAGCAGAGCUGUUGAAAAUCGGUACCAAAUUCCAAUUCAAUCAGGUUCAAGCUGGUGAACAAAUAGAGAAAGACGACACGAGUACAUAA